Exophiala mesophila is the source of this 1469-nucleotide messenger RNA. RefSeq lists its product as uncharacterized. The record is from RefSeq and is a predicted model, not a curated record. Lineage: Eukaryota; Fungi; Ascomycota; Eurotiomycetes; Chaetothyriales; Herpotrichiellaceae. The transcript is spliced from 2 exons. The coding region runs from base 57 to 1469 and encodes 470 amino acids. Gene Ontology annotation, molecular function: ATP binding; nucleic acid binding.
CUUUCCCCCCAUCCGUGAGACCCUGAAUUUCAUCUUCCACGCAACCCCUAGAUUCAAUGAUGGCUUUCGGCGUUCGACCAGUCGCCACCGGCCUAGGCAGGCGCCGUGAUCCUGAGAGAAUCCACUCUGCUGCCGAAGUUCGCAGCGAAUACUUCUACCGACCUCCUGUCCAAUCUGUGUCACGCCGUCCCCAUGUUGUAUCAAGUACCAACCAUGGAUAUUAUAGCCUUGGCCACAGAUCACCUCAUGAGUCUUCCCGGGACUUCUUUCCUUCGCUGGAAAAUGAUACCUUGGAUGAUUUCGACAAGAGUCUUCUGGUCGAGGCGAACUCGCAAGCUUCUGCGACGAGGCAAGAAAGAGCCCUGCAACCAAUAAGCGUCUCAGAUGGCCAUUUUUCGGGAAUGCCACUCAGGACCCCUUUAGGACAGAUGAUUACUCGUGAGUUGCUGCCAUCAUGGCCGAGACAUGUCCUAAAACAAGCAGCUCGUACGCCGUUUCUCCAUCCACCAGAACCUCAAACUUCAUCGCCGACUCUCCCCUCCACUAGUCCCACGAUCUCUGUGCUUCACAGAAAGACAAAGACAAGAAAAGCACCUGGUACUCAUUUGCAACAUGAAUUACAUCUAACACGAUCACCAGCCGCAGGCGGCGCUGUCUCAAACAUAGAGAUCAAUCGCAGACUGCCAGAGGCAGGAAGCCACAACGCCAGCACCCUUCCCAUUGUGCAAGACAUUCCACUCGUCUCUACUUCCACUCUUCCAGACCAACUUCGGUCUGUGUUUCCAUUCAAGCUCUUCAAUGCGGUCCAGUCCAAAUGCUUCGCUGCCGCGUUCGAGAGCAACGACAACAUUGUCAUCUCUGCUCCUACAGGAAGUGGUAAAACAGCCAUCAUGGAAAUUGCAAUAUGCAAAUUGGUUGCGGAACAAAGAUCUUCGGACUUCAAGGUCAUCUACCAAGCUCCAACAAAGUCUCUGUGUGCAGAACGAUACAAGGACUGGCAGUCCAAGUUUACAAUACUGAAUUUGAGCUGUGCAGAACUUACUGGAGACACCGAUAUCUUUGAUCUGUCGAAGGUUCAAUCGGCUGACAUCAUCAUCACAACCCCUGAGAAAUGGGACAGUAUCACGCGCAAGUGGAAAGACCACACGAAACUAAUGCACCUAGUCAAGCUCUUCCUAGUGGACGAAGUCCAUAUUCUAAAGGAAUCACGAGGCGCAACCUUAGAAGCAGUGGUUUCACGAAUGAAGUCUGUGGUUCCAGAUAUUAGAUUUCUUGCUCUUUCUGCUACAGUCCCGAAUUCGGAAGAUAUUGCUGUCUGGCUGGGUAAGAGCUCGAGCCUGCAGCAUCUCCCCGCGUACCGAGAAGUAUUUGGCGAGUCCUUUCGACCUGUGCAGUUGAAUAAAGUUGUACGGGGAUUUGAGGGAGGCUCCAACGAGUUUGCCUUUGAAGCAAAAUUGACGAAACAGUAA